Molecule: messenger RNA, 859 nt
Organism: Hemibagrus wyckioides
Lineage: Eukaryota; Metazoa; Chordata; Actinopteri; Siluriformes; Bagridae
Gene: paxx
Product: PAXX non-homologous end joining factor
Exons: 7
Coding region: 122-721 (199 amino acids)
Biological process (GO): double-strand break repair via nonhomologous end joining
Cellular component (GO): nonhomologous end joining complex; nucleus; site of double-strand break
Molecular function (GO): molecular adaptor activity
Source: RefSeq, a predicted model, not a curated record
GUUACCGGCAAAAGGUACUUCCGGGUCACGUGGCUUGUCGCUUGUGUUUACACACGUUGUAUGCUUCACAAUGUAUUAUUUAUUUCCUGUUGUGGGUCUGGUGUAGUUCUGUUGCCUGGGCAUGGAUCAGGUUGUUUCUCAGUCCAAAAGUGUCCUUUGCACUUUGACAGAUAGGAAAGAUCAGUCAAAAUAUGUCUGUUUUACACAAAAUAAGGCUGCAGGCAUCAUCCUGGGACUGAGCAAUGGUGAAGCUGUCUGGAAAGCAGACCUGUCUGAAGAAACCCUCUCACUACUUAAGAAGAAAUUAUCACUGAAAUCAACAGAAGACUAUGCCCUGAAAUUAAAGAGUGCGUGCAGGAGCGGCAGUGCGUUUGUCUCCCUGCAGGAGGAUAAGGCUGUGCUUCACCUCAGCUCUGAGCCUACAGACCUCAGUGUAUCUUUCUCCAAGCUAACAGAUCAUGAAGGAAGGACAGAGCUCAAAGAUCUCCUCUUUAAGAUGGCGGACAUCCUAAUGCAACAAGACAGUACAGGAGCCGCAUCUUCAUCAAGUCCUCUUAAAACCCCACAGAAGAAGGGCAUGGGAUUUGAACCCAGGAGACAGCCCAAUGCUCCAACGAUUGCAGUGAAGAAACGCCUUCCAGGGGAUUCACUCAUCAACCCAGGAUCGAAAAGGAAGCGCUCUGCUACAGGAGUGGCUUUUGACGAUGGAGACGAGACAUGAACCUCCUGAUCCUGACGCUAACGUGGCUGCAAAUGUUCCUGUUUUAAUCCAACACAAAUCAAUGCAAUGACUACAACUGGCUGUUUUUAACGACCGAACCAAUUAUCAAGCAUGAUUUUUAAUCUUCAAGCAUGAAUU